Messenger RNA from Monoraphidium neglectum, 414 nucleotides. RefSeq lists its product as hypothetical. NCBI's taxonomy places the organism in Eukaryota, Viridiplantae, Chlorophyta, Chlorophyceae, Sphaeropleales, Selenastraceae. Gene Ontology annotation, cellular component: membrane; Cul4A-RING E3 ubiquitin ligase complex. Bases 1 to 414 code for a protein of 137 amino acids. The transcript is spliced from 3 exons. The record is from RefSeq and is a predicted model, not a curated record. Gene Ontology annotation, biological process: protein ubiquitination.
AUGGUGUGCAGCCUGGCGGGCGUGGUGGCGGGGCUCUUCGGCCUGGGCGGCGGCGUGGUCAAGGCGCCCCUGAUGCUGGAGCUGGGCGUGAUGGCGGACGUCGCCGCCGCCACCAGCGCCACCAUGAUCGCCUUCACCUCCGCCGCCGCCUGCUGCGUGUACGUCGGCUUCGGGCUGGUGCCCUAUGACUACGGGGCCGUGCUGCUGGGUCUGGGGCUGGCGGGGUCGGUGGUGGGGCAGCUGGCGACGACGCGGAUUGUGAAAGCCCUGGGGCGGCGCUCCUUCAUAGUGUUCCUUAUGACACUGCUGAUGGCGCUGGCCACUGCCGCCGCCUUCAACAACGCGCUCGGCAGCUGGGCGGACGUCGCGGCAGGCAGCAUGGGGCCCUGGGAGUGGGGCGGCGUCUGCGGUUGA